Messenger RNA from Rhagoletis zephyria (snowberry fruit fly), 381 nucleotides. RefSeq names its product tubulin alpha chain-like. Gene Ontology annotation, biological process: microtubule-based process. Gene Ontology annotation, molecular function: GTP binding; structural constituent of cytoskeleton. Lineage: Eukaryota; Metazoa; Arthropoda; Insecta; Diptera; Tephritidae. The record is from RefSeq and is a predicted model, not a curated record. Gene Ontology annotation, cellular component: microtubule.
CGUGAAUGUCUUUCUAUUCAUCUGGGUCAAGCUGGCGUCCAGAUGGGCAAUGCCUGCUGGGAGUUGUACUGUCUCGAGCAUGGAAUUCAACCUGAUGGACAGAUGCCAUCUGACAAGACUAUCGGCACUGGUGAUGACUCCUUCAACACCUUCUUCAGCGAAACUGGCUCUGGCAAGCACGUCCCUCGUGCAGUCUUUGUCGACCUGGAGCCGACCGUUGUUGACGAGGUGCGAACUGGAACUUACCGACAGCUGUUUCACCCCGAGCAGCUGAUCACCGGCAAGGAAGAUGCUGCCAACAACUACGCUCGUGGUCACUACACCAUUGGAAAGGAGAUUGUUGACUUGGUAAGUUGCAAGAUUGGUAAACAAUUAUCUAAA